Lachancea meyersii CBS 8951 is the source of this 1332-nucleotide messenger RNA. The record is from the annotation of a GenBank genome assembly. NCBI's taxonomy places the organism in Eukaryota, Fungi, Ascomycota, Saccharomycetes, Saccharomycetales, Saccharomycetaceae.
AUGCUUGAUAGAAUUCAGAGUCUGUUUCUGUUUGUGCUGAGUUUAUUUGUGAGAGUUCCAUUAUGGUUCUACGGGAAAUAUAUCUUACCGCUGAUCUACGUUUUGCCCAUCUUCCAAUCGUACAAAACCGAUAACUACGUCUACUCCAGUAAACUGGUGGAAGAGGUGGUAAAUGCUAACGACAUUAUAGGAAUAUGUCGAGCACAUGGCUUUGAGGCCCACGAGCAUGUGGUGAAAACCCAGGACGGAUAUUUGCUGACUGUUCAUCGCAUAGUCAGCAGACACACCACGUUGCGAGACCUGAGACUGAAAAGACCCGUAGUUUACUUCCAUCACGGGCUUUUGACAAACAGUGAACUGUUUCUUCUCGGCCAGUCCACCGAAAAGUGUCUGCCGUUUUUGCUUGUGGAACGCGGGUACGACGUAUGGCUCGGUAACAACCGUGGAAAUAAGUACAGCAGAAAACACAUCACUUUGUCGUCAAAAUCGACCCAGUUCUGGGACUUUUCGCUCGACGAAUAUGCUAUCUUUGACAUCCCAGACACGCUGACAUACAUCUUGGGCGUCACCCACCAGCAGAAACUGACAUAUAUCGGGUUUAGCCAAGGAUCCUCGCAGGCGUUCGCUGCGUUUUCGAUCAACCCACAACUGCGUGAUAAAAUCAAGCUGUUCAUCGGACUGUCGCCAGCAAUGAUCCCACGAUCGCUAAGUCACCCGCUUGCCAAGUUUUUGGUAACUUGUCCGCCUGAGCUUCUGUAUACCAUUUUUGGCACUCGUGCCAUUCUGCCCUCGACUGUUUUUUGGCAGCAGCUCUUGGGACCUAUUAACUACAUGAAAGUGGUCGACUGGUCGCUGGUGUACCUGUUCAACUGGAAAAGCCAGCAUAUCAGUAUUACCCAAAAGCAAGUGGGCUACACGCAUAUGUUCUCGCCUUCUAGUGUCAAGAGUGUGGCGCACUGGUUCCAGAUCAUCAACAACAAACGGUUCCAAAUGUUCCAAGAAGAUGUUUCCAAGCUAUAUUCGUCCGUGCCCUCGCUGCACAGCAAACUACACCGAUGCGCUCCGUUCCCCGUGCAGGUCAUCGAAAACAUGCCCAUGAUGCUGAUCUACGGUGAUCAAGAUAUUUUGAUAGACAUGGACACAACCAAGCAGAAUUUAAUGCGCAAUUUGAACGAUCUCACUCUGGUCGAACUGCCAGGAUACGAACACAUGGACACUCUAUGGUCCGACGAUGUGGUGGAAUUGGUAUUUCUCCCAUUAAUACAAAAAUUGGAUGAGGUUCACACCGCCUCAAGCCCUACUGAUACAGACACGGAUACUGCCAGUGACUGA